Molecule: messenger RNA, 521 nt
Organism: Trichobilharzia regenti
Lineage: Eukaryota; Metazoa; Platyhelminthes; Trematoda; Strigeidida; Schistosomatidae
Source: the annotation of a GenBank genome assembly
CUUGGUGUAAAAAGAUAUUUUUGGAUAGUUAUUCGGCACCAACGCCUCUUCUGCCUGUUUGAUUUCUUGAUGCAUAUAAACUCACUAGUGAGGAGAAUACAAUUUACACUUGAAUCGGAAAAUGAACAAGGAGAAUUAGCUAUGCUGGAUUGUAAAAUCAAACGAACGAAAGAAGAAUUACCAAACAGUCUGUCCAGAGGUGUGAAGACUUCAAAUUGAAUUUUGCCUUGAAGAUGUCGCCUAGUAGGGCAAUGAAAGCCUCGCAAACCAACCAUCUAGCUCAGAGAACACAAACACAUCAAAAUAAUCCACCUGAGGUACAAAUCUUCCCCAUCAUACAUAUCAAGGCUGUUACAUGGGAAAUCUGCUUUCAACACAAAUCUCAACCAAACAGUCCUAUUCGAGGUGAAUCGUCAAUAUCUACACAUUGAAAUCAAAUGCAGAUAUAUCAGUUGGUUUUUGGUUAAAAGAUUUAUAAAUCGUAAAUAAUCGAUAUGUUAGAAGAUUAUUCGGUCAGUAAA